Neodiprion virginianus is the source of this 3222-nucleotide messenger RNA. Its product is annotated as 2',5'-phosphodiesterase 12. Lineage: Eukaryota; Metazoa; Arthropoda; Insecta; Hymenoptera; Diprionidae. Gene Ontology annotation, biological process: nuclear-transcribed mRNA catabolic process, deadenylation-dependent decay. Gene Ontology annotation, molecular function: 3'-5'-RNA exonuclease activity. Gene Ontology annotation, cellular component: mitochondrion. The coding region runs from base 213 to 2039 and encodes 608 amino acids. The transcript is spliced from 6 exons. The record is from RefSeq and is a predicted model, not a curated record.
UACGAGCGUGGAUCCAGCCGGUCCAGCCAGACCUAAUGCUACCUGAAAAACAUUCAACCACUGAUAUAAUUAGUGCAUUCAAUAUUUUACUGACGAUUUAAAUGGUCAUUUCUCUUCGUCCUUAGCUGUGACUGGGUAAAGAUUCUGUAUUAAAGCCAGAUCGGGAAACAAGACAUGCGGUCAUCAAACGGAAGGUUAAGUUAAAGUGUGCCAUGUCGUAUGCACGGUUGCAGUAUUAUCUGAGCAAAGGUACGUUCCUAACCUGCAAAGUGACAAACAGUUGUUUCCCAAAAAUAUUAUUUCGCUUGAAACACCAGGAGAAAAAAUUGAUAUUAAAAAUGAACGAGGCGUUCGUUCGUUACGACGAAGGAACCGACAACUUUGAUGUGACUUUUCGGUACGUUAACGCGGAAUAUAAUGUGAACAAGCAGUUCAAUUUCAACAGAAAAUCCGACUCCACGGUGUCAAAUUUUCUCUCAAGAGUCGACGCGAAUGUUAGCAAGGUUCUGAGCGCGAAGAAAAAGAAAAAGAAAAGAAAAUCGAAAGGUGAGGUUUUAGAGGAUGACCUUCCCGUCGCUGAGUGCAAAUCCGCUCUCCUAUCCCACGGUCUGCCUAUUGAAGGAGACGCACCCUGCAGAAGUGUUUUCACACCAAAUGCUGACGUUAGUCUAGUGCUACUGGGGAGUGUAUAUUCGGUCAAGUACAACGCUCCAUGGGUGAGCAACAUCGCAUUGCCAAAAUGCAUACUCGCCAGCUUUCCAACUUAUCCGUCAAAGUUCGAAACUUAUCACACUUCUCAAGUCGAGUCGGCAUUUACCUGGUACAGAAAUAACAAAUCGAAACCCAACGCCAAUGAGUGGCAAGAAGUCGCUCAGGGGUUCGUGUAUACUCCCAAAGUCGAAGAAAUUGGCUGCCUGCUGAAACUACAAUGCGUGCCCAAAAAAGCUGAUCAAAUAGGACCGACCGUCGAGGUCACAUCUCCGUCAACAAUUGAGGCUGGUCCAGGGUAUUGUCCGUUUGAAACAAGGCACUUGUUUACCAGGACAAAACUCUCUGGCAAUUGUUUCAGAAUAGUGUCAUACAACAUACUCGCAGACUUGUACACUGACUCUAGCUACUCAAGAGAGGAACUUUUUCCAUACUGCCCGCCAUACGCUCUAGAUAUUGACUACCGAAAAUAUCUUAUUCUCAAAGAGUUGAUAGGGUACAAUUCUGAUAUUAUCUGUCUCCAAGAGGUGGAUAGUAAAAUAUUUCAACAUGACUUACUUCCGACACUUUCAACUCUUGAUUACAACGGUGUUUUUAAUCGUAAGGGUGGGACUGUGAGUGAAGGGCUAUCGACUUUCUUCAACAUUCAUAGAUUCCAAAAACUGAACUUCGAAUCUGCUGUUCUUAGCCAAAAUGUAGAUUUACCAGGAUUCGAUCAGACUUGGAAGUCUAUAACGAACGAAAAGUUCAAGGAAAGAUUUUUGUGCAGAUCUACCGCUGUGCAAGCAACAACAUUACUGUCGCUCGACAAUCUUUCAGAAAUUCUUGUUGUUGGUAAUACACAUUUAUAUUUUCAUCCUGAUGCCGAUCACAUACGCUUAUUGCAAGGCUAUUAUGCCCUCCAUUACGUUCGUAAUGUUGCAAAUGAAGUGCAGAAAAAGUUCCCGGACCACAAUGUAAGUAUCGUGUUGUGUGGCGAUUUCAACAGUGUACCAGAAUGUGGUAUUUAUCAACUGAUGUGCAAAAAACAAGUACCUGAGGAUUGCAAAGACUGGAAUAGUAAUCCUGAAGAGGCAGUACAUUCUGUAUCACUAUCGCACGAUAUGUCGUUUGCUAGUGCAUGCGGUACACCAGAGUAUACCAACUUUACGAAAGGGUUUGCUGACUGUCUUGAUUACAUAUAUUAUCAGACGGACCGACUACAAGUUGAACAAGUUAUUCCAAUGCCGAGCACUGACGAGCUCACCGAAUACACAGCGUUACCAUCUGUCGUAUUUCCUAGUGACCAUAUUAGCAUCUGUGCAGAUCUCAAAUGGAAUAUAACUAGAUGAUAAUUAUUGUUAGUUUAGUAAAAUCUUUAAUAUUGAAUCAAUUUUCUUCAGCAAUUAAAACAUGCAUUUUCAUGAAUCUAAGUGGUUUUUUGAAGAAAAUAAAACAAAAAAUAUUUUCAUUCUUUCGAUUAAUUUGUCCAACAUAAUAUUACUGUGCGUACGAACAAUGGAAUGAAAAACUUGAAAAUUCUUACUGUUCAUUUUUCCCAAAACAGAUUAUUUCUCUAUUCGGUUAGUCAAAAGAUUGAAGGGAAGCGAUGAAGUAUUUUUUAAAAACUAUCUCUUGUUUGUAACGUUUUUAUUGCAGACCAGAGUAAAUACGCCAUGAAUUUACAUUAACUUAAUUUAUCAUAUUUGCGAAGUUACAUUCGUUAAGUUAUAUCUAUUACUAGUUUAAGUUAAUUUACAAAACUUAUAUACAGCUAUACCUCGUCAAUACGUUAAUCGAAGGUGUCUGCGGGUAUCGUACUUCCUCAAUAAGUAAUCGAAUAAUUCCACAAUGUCAUCAACUAUACAUUUCGAGGAAUUUUACCCAGAAAGCAAAAUUUUGAAGUAAAAAUUGAAUGAAAUAUGAGUUUUGAAUUUUAUAUUCUCAAGAGUCUGAAACCCAUCAAGAAUGAACCUCAAGUAAGUACAAAUAGAAAAUAACGAGUAAUGUUGUAGUUUGAAAGAAUCUCUUGGAACGCCAUCAAAAGUAAAAUUAGAUCUUAGUUACUCUGCUGCAAUUUUUUUUUAUGUGUAAAUUAACACUAGAUAACUAAACAAAUUGUUCCAGAAGGUUUUUACGUUGAAUUCGAACCCGCAAAACCCGAGAUUUGUACAAUAUUGAAUUAUAUAGAAAGAAUCAAGCACGUGUUUUACGAACGAAAUAUAGUAAUACAAAAUAUUCUGUAAUAAUUAGGUGAUGAUUUUCGUAUUGUAAAUUUGAACUAGGCACAUUUUUUAUACAAUUUUAUAAAUAGCGAUUGUUCAAAUGAAAUUACAGUAAACGAAAUGAUAAUUUACCAUCCUAUCUGGGGUGGGCUGACCAUCAGCGAUAAUGUUUUUACCGCUCUCACAAUGAAGGAAAACGAGGUUACACCAUUGAAAUCUAAUAUCAUCAAGUAUCGUGAAUAAUUAUCGCUUGUUGGUUACAAUUUCGAUUGCAGUAAAAAUAUAACAAAUAUAUAAUAACAUUGCAAUC